Messenger RNA from Pomacea canaliculata, 2071 nucleotides. Its product is annotated as ethanolamine-phosphate phospho-lyase-like. Gene Ontology annotation, cellular component: mitochondrion. Gene Ontology annotation, molecular function: transaminase activity; pyridoxal phosphate binding. The record is from RefSeq and is a predicted model, not a curated record. The transcript is spliced from 12 exons. The coding region runs from base 282 to 1694 and encodes 470 amino acids. Lineage: Eukaryota; Metazoa; Mollusca; Gastropoda; Architaenioglossa; Ampullariidae.
AAUUCUGACGAAAUUCUGAUGCGUCUCGGUUGCGUCAUAAAAUGAUGCAAGAAGAAGAGACCUGGGAUAUAACGAUCAAGAAAAGAAGGAGCGUUAGAGAGAGAACCGGUUGCAUAAAACACCAAUUUCCCCUGGAACUGGACUGUCACAGCCAAUGACAACGAAGGAAAAAGAUCGCAGACACGAGAUUUAUCACUGGGGCAAAUCACAAGGCAUGUGGCAGUCGCCGUUCCCACAAAAGCAGAACGCAGACGACAAUACAGGAGAACACUAGCUCGGCCAUGAAUGUUUUACCGAAAUCUCGUAUAUUAGAACUAAGGAAGCAGCACAUCGGAGAGUCAUGCCCGCUGUUUUUUGAAUCAGAUCCUAUAAAGAUCGUGCGUGCUUGCGGACAGUAUAUGUACGACGAAAUGGGUGAUAAGUAUUUAGACUGCAUCAACAAUGUCUGCCAAGUGGGCCACUGUCACCCACGAGUAGUGGAAGCUGGGACUGAACAGAUGCGACAACUGAACACCAAUACCCGUUUUUUACACGACAACAUGGUGAUACUGGCACAGAGAAUUGCAGCCACUAUGCCAGCUGACCUGUCCGUUGUGUACUUUACCAAUUCAGGGUCUGAAGCAAAUGACCUCGCUCUACGUCUGGCAAUGCACCAUACCAAAAACACGGAGAUUCUCACUCUGGACAGGUCAUAUUUUGGACAUGUGAUAUCUUUGAUCAACCUCAGUCGUUAUAUGCUUGACGUAAUGGUUGAUAACGUUCACAAGCAGCCUGAUUAUGUACACGUGGCGCCUUGCCCUGACAUUUAUGGAGGCAAGUUUCGUGACUGUGACUUCCCAGGAGAAGACAUGGGCAAGAAAUACGCUGAAGAAGUGGACAAGAUUAUUAAGGAAAUACAGGGCAAUGGCAAAAAAGUCUGCUGUUUCAUUGCCGAAUCCAUGCAGAGCUGUGGGGGUCAGAUCAUUUACCCCCCAGGCUAUCUAGGCCGGGUCUACGAGUUAGUAAAGAAAGCAGGGGGUGUGUGUAUUGCCGAUGAAGUGCAGGUGGGAUUCGGGCGAGUGGGUACACAUAUGUGGUCCUUUCAAGUCGAUGGUGUGGUCCCAGACAUUGUAACCAUGGGCAAGCCGAUGGGUAACGGACAUCCCGUUGCAGCUGUGGUUACAACACCUAAUAUUGCUGCAAGUUUUCAGGCCAAUGGGGUCGAGUACUUUAAUACGUUCGGAGGCAACCCAGUCUCAAGUGCUAUUGCACUUUCUGUAUUGGACGUCAUUAGAGAUGAACACCUUAUGGAACAUGCUCUUGAAGUGGGUGGGUAUCUCAAGGCUGAAGCUUUGCGACUGAUGGAAAAACAUCUUACCAUUGGUGAUGUCAGGGGUAGAGGGCUUUUCCUGGGCAUUGAGCUGGUGAAAGACCGUCAAACAAGAGAACCAAAUAACGAAGCUGCAACCUACUUAAUCUUCAGAAUGAAACAGAAACAUAUUCUGCUAAGCCAAGAUGGCCCUCACUGCAAUGUAGUUAAGUUCAAGCCUCCAAUGCCUUUCAGUCAUGAAGACGUGGACCUGGUCAUGAACAAACUAGAUAUGACUCUUAAAGAGAUUGAGACAGGAGAAACGGUCUUUACAGUCCCAACUAAAGAAAGUGGGGCAGCUGUCACUGCUUUAAAAUCUGUUGGCAGAGACAAGGUCUGUGUAUAGAAAUACACUGUGUGGUGGAGACAAUGAGGUACAUGAAUUUCCUGCUACUGUAAGGGUUAUCGUAAAAUAAUAAAACAGUACUUAAAUAGAGAAACUUUAUACUAUUUAGUUACAUUGCACUGGUAAUGCAUGUUUUGUUGAGGCCUUGGGUGUAACAAUAUGCAACAAUAGAAAUUGCUAUAGGGGGACUCAUUUAACCAAUCUUCACUGACUGAAAGCAAUGGUAGACUGGAAAAUUGUAUAUCACCUGAGCUCAUUAAUUAUAAAAGCAACAUAAAUGUCACAAUGGCCCAUAAACAUCAGGCAUUUUUAUAUAUGUGAAGACUUUUCACUGUUAGGCCUGGACAGGAAAAAAAUAUAUGGCAGUAUAAUGAGUA